CUCGGCCACCGGACCGGCCUCCCGGAGCGCGGCAGCGGAGCGCGGCCGGACGCGGCGGCGGACGGGCCCGCGGCCACGGAGCCGGGAGCGGACGCAGCCUGGGAACGGGGGGCGUGGUGGAUCUGGGGGCGUUCUGAGUCUGCACACUGCAAGCAGACAUGUCUUUGGAUGACAUUAAAAUGAAGUCCAGUGACUUCCUGGAGAAGGCGGAUCUGGACAGCGGCGGCUUCGGGGAGGUGUCUCUGUGCUUCCACAGACUCCAUGGAUUAGUGAUCCUGAAGAGGGUGUACACAGGGCCCAAGCGUGCCGAGUACAACGAGUCUCUGCUCGAGGAGGGGAAGAUGAUGCACAGACUGAAGCACAGCCGGGUGGUGGAGCUCCUGGGCAUCAUCAUGGAAGAGGGGAACUACUCCCUGGUGAUGGAGUACAUGGAGAAGGGCAACCUGAUGCACGUGCUCAAAGCCGAGAUCAGUAUCCCGCUUUCUGUAAAAGGAAGGAUCAUCGCAGAGACCAUCGAAGGGAUGUGCUACCUGCACGGAGAAGGUGUGAUACACAAGGACCUGAAGCCCGAGAACAUCCUCGUCGAUAACGACUUCCACAUUAAGAUCGCCGACCUCGGAGUUGCUUCCUUUAAGACGUGGAGCAAACUGACUAAAGAGGAACACAAUGAGCAGAGGAAAGUGAACCGCACCUCCAAGAAAAGUGGCGGCACCCUGUACUACAUGGCCCCCGAGCACCUGAAUGACAUCAACGCGAAGCCCACGGAGAAGUCGGACGUGUACAGCUUUGCCAUCGUACUCUGGGCAAUAUUUGCCAAUAAGGAGCCAUACGAAAAUGCCAUCUGUGAGCAGCAGCUGAUUCUGUGCAUAAAGUCCGGCAACCGGCCCGACGUGGAUGACAUCGCCGAGGACUGCCCUGGGGAGGUCGUCAGCCUCAUGGAGCUCUGCUGGGAGGCCGACCCGAGAGCGCGGCCCACGUUCCCUGAUAUUGAAGAAAAAUUUAGACCUUUUUAUUCAAGUCAUUAUGAGGAAUACGUAGAAGAGGAUGUGAAGAGUUUAAAGAGACAGUACCCAGAGCAAAGUGCGGUUGUGAAGAGAAUGCAGUCUCUCCAGCUGGACUGUGUGCCCGCGCCUCCGAGCAGGUCCAACUCAGCCACAGAACAGCCCAGCUCCCUGCACAGUUCCCAGGGAUUCAUGACGGGUCCUGUGGAGGUGUCCUUUUUCUCUGCCUGCCCUGAGAUCUCGCAAGAAGAGAAUGAGCCCAGCCUGCAGAGUAAGCUCCAGGAGGAAGCCAACUACCAUCUUUACGGCAGCCGCAUGGACAAGCAGAUGAGACAGCCGCCCAGGCAGAGUGUGGCUUACAGCAGAGAGGAGGAGAGGAGACGGAGGGUUUCCUAUGACCCUUUUGCUCAGCAGACACCCUAUGAAAAUGUCCAGAAAACAGGAAUAAAAGUCCACAGUUACCCUGGUACAACCAGUCACAGCAAUGCAGCGCACCAACCAACAGGACUAACCAGCCAACCCCAACCGCCAUAUUGGAACAAUGGAGUCUACAGUCUGCAUGGUUUUGGAACAAGGCCUUUGGAGCCGGGAACAGCAGGUCAAACAGUUUGGUAUGGGCCCAGUCUAAGCCCGAUGUCAAGUCUGUAUAAAACUCCAGUGCCUGAGACCAACCUUCUAGGAAACACACCCACCAUCCCAUUCAGCUCCUUGUCGCCAGCAGAAGAGGCUAUGAAAUGCAGCAUAUACAACAGCAGUGGCAUUCAGCUUGGAGCCUGUAACUACAUGGAGAUCGGCGGGAUGAGCUCAUCACCACUAGAAUGUUCGUGCACACACUUACAGGAGCCAGCUUCUAAGUACCAAGCCAUCUUCGAUGACACCACGAGUCUGACGGACAAACACCUGAGCCCCGUCAGGGACAACCUGGGAAAACACUGGAAAAACUGUGCCCGGAAGCUGGGCCUCACCGAAUCGCAGAUCGACGAGAUUGACCAUGACUAUGAGCGAGACGGACUAAAGGAAAAGGUGUACCAGAUGCUCCAGAAGUGGCUGAUGCGGGAAGGCACCAAGGGGGCCACGGUGGGGAAGCUGGCCCGUGCGCUCCACCAGUGUUCCAGAAAGGAUCUCCUCACCUGUCUGAUACACCUCAGCCAGAAGUAACCCUGGGGCGGGCGGAGGUCCUGGCAGCGGGAGGCAGACGCCUCACUCAGCGAGGAGCCCAUUGCUAAGAGCUGCCCAGCGCGUGCAGAAUUCUGUUCGCACUGGGACGGGUUCCGUAUCGACAUGAAAUCAUUUCCCGCACUUUGGAGCUGCAGAAUGGGAAGAGAAAUCCUGGCAAGUGGGUUCCGGAAAGCAGGAAGACCUCUUCAUGGCCCAGAACCAAUCAGAAGCACAGCCCGGUUGGCUUUUGAAAGGGAGGAGAGAGAGACUUGAGGGAGAUCGCUUUCCAUUAUGCUAAUCAUUCUGUUUCCUGGAGUUUUGUUUGAGCAAGAAAAAAACAAAAAAUCCAGAGCUCUCUUCUUCUCCACACAGGCUUCUGUUAAAACCCAGGAACAGCGGGGCUCUAAGUCCUGCUCAGUAGGCACUUCUGAAUCGCAGCCACAGGUCAUCUCCGACGGCAGUCUGUUAACGGCACUGUCGAGCACUCUGUCGGUCACUGCAGGCCUUAUGAAUUGCACGCAGUCUCCUCUCCAUUAUAUGCACAUACACGUUAGCUGACUUUAUACCCAGUUAAUGGGUAAAUGAACCGAGGGUGUCCUGUGGAAUGCUACGGGGCAGGGGAAGUCGGGCUGGGCGGGGAAAUCAUCAGAGCUCCCUUGGCAGGUGUUGCAAGAAACUGCUAACUGUGACCACUGCAGAAAUCCUUAGUUUUUUCAGUUCUUCUCGUAUUUCUGCACAGCCUGGGUCCCUUGAGGAGAGAGUGGGUAUUUGAGGAGCAGUGAUCUCUGCCCCCCAGGUAGGACUGGGGCUUGGGGACUGGUCACUGGUGAGCCGCCGCCUCGGUUUACCGCAGUGUGCUGUGGAGGUGCUUUCUCUGUGUGCUAUGACGUAGACAAGGGACAGCUGCAGAGGCUGCUCACUGUGCCCCUGGCACUCGGCCUUUCCGAGCCCACUGGAAACCGGGAGGCAAUGCAGGAGCCACAGACGGAAGGUGCCCAGGGCCCCCGGACAGCGGGAAUGCCAUUGACCUCGCUCUCCUGGGAAGGAGGGGGAAGGGAACAGGGGUGGUCUUUCCAGCUGUCAGAACGGAUGCUGGGGUUUUGGGUUAACGUGUCGGUUCUGAUUCUGAAUCCCCUCCAGCUCCAGCAGACACAGCCGGCCAGCCACACCUCCCACCCCCAGGAGGAGGCUGCAAAGCAAGGUUUCUCCCUCAGCACCCUUGGCAUCUUGAUCUGGAUAGUUCUUUGCCGUGGGGCUGUCCUGUGGCUUGCAGGAUACUUGGCAGCAUCCUUGGCUUCCACCCACCAGGUGCCCUGAGUGCCGGUUUUCCCCUCUUCUCCCCUGAGGUGUGGCACCCAUCUCCAGAUGUGGCUUCGUGUUCCUCGGAGGGGCACAACCGCCUCCGUGGAGAACAGUGCUGUACAUCGGAGCUCAGUCUCCUGUCCACACACAGAUCCGGGCUCACCACCCAGCUGCCACUCAGCAUUAGGCCCGCAGAGGGCAAAGAGAACUGAAGGAAGAAAGUGCCCUAACUUCCCCAGCGGGGCCUGGAUGUUUUCCCUUUAAAAACGAAUUCCCUGUACCUUCACUCUAAUGGUGUUCUCAAGUCUCCACAUUCAGAGAUCAGUGUUAAGAGAGAAAAAUGACAGAUUUUAAUGGACCUUCUAGAAUAAAAUGCUAUACCUCUGAA
Messenger RNA from Lepus europaeus (European hare), 3849 nucleotides. It is a transcript of the gene RIPK1, whose product is annotated as receptor interacting serine/threonine kinase 1. The coding region runs from base 159 to 2159 and encodes 666 amino acids. Gene Ontology annotation, biological process: protein phosphorylation; signal transduction. The record is from RefSeq and is a predicted model, not a curated record. The transcript is spliced from 11 exons. Gene Ontology annotation, molecular function: protein binding; JUN kinase kinase kinase activity; ATP binding. NCBI's taxonomy places the organism in Eukaryota, Metazoa, Chordata, Mammalia, Lagomorpha, Leporidae.